UCUGCUGCAGCUCUGAUGGAAAUCAGUGGUUACCAAACUCGCGCUGAGCUGCUUCUUCGAAACUACAUGCUUUCAGAUUCUUUCAUUAUUUACUCAUCUGUUAUUGAUGGCAUUUUCGCAUGCAAAUUGGUUUAUGAUCUUAGCCAGAUAGUCACCUCUAUUUACUUUAAGUGCUAUGCGCUCUCAAAAUCCCAGCAAGUUGAAUGGAAUAACCGAUCCAUAUCUACCGUUCAUGCGAUACUCGUUACAACCAUGUCACUGUACUUGGCAUUCUGGUCAGAUCUUCUCUCUGAUAAUCAGCUGUCUGGCCUUGUCAUUAUGCGGAGUUCCACAGUAUCAACCUUUGUCUUGGGGGUUUCUAUGGGAUAUUUUUUCACUGAUCUUACCAUGAUCCUUUGGUUUUGUCCUUCUUUAGGUGGACUGGAAUAUCUGGUUCAUCAUCUUCUCUCUAUGGUAGCAGUGACAUAUGCAAUGUUUACUGGUGAGGGGCAGCUUUAUGUGUUCAUGGUUUUAGUUUCUGAGGCAACUACCCCUGGGAUCAACUUGAGAUGGUAUCUUGAUGUAGCUGGAAUGAAAAAGUCGAAAGCAUACCUCGUAAAUGGUUUCUUGAUGGUGUUUGCUUGGCUGGUUGCCAGAAUUUUGUUAUUCAUUUACUUGUUUUACCACGUCUACAUCAACUAUGAUCAGGUUAAGCAUCUGCCUUCAUUUGCAAUUUUUCUAUCAUCUGUUGUGUCAUUGGUACUUACUAUGAUGAACUUGGUUUGGUUCUGGAAGAUUGUGAAAGGACUUAAGAAGACUUUAGCAAAGAGACAGUGAAGUUUGGAUCCAAUUCUCCACGACAUAUUACAUGCCUUUCUUUAAAAAAGCAUGUACAUUCUCAACUUGGGAGAUCUCUAUCCUCGGAUUUAAAAAAACAUGUACAUUCUAGGAUAGAUAAAUAUCUGAAGUUGCAAGGAGAAAAAAAGAAAUACCAGUCUCCUUGUGUGCGUAAAAAUUUGAUACCCCGAGAAUAUAUUUGCUGCUCUCAACAGGAAAAGAGAAGCUCAAUUGAAAUAUUCUCUUUUGUCUUCUUA
Messenger RNA from Capsicum annuum, 1073 nucleotides. Its product is annotated as TLC domain-containing protein 4-B. Gene Ontology annotation, cellular component: membrane; endoplasmic reticulum. Lineage: Eukaryota; Viridiplantae; Streptophyta; Magnoliopsida; Solanales; Solanaceae. The coding region runs from base 16 to 816 and encodes 266 amino acids. Gene Ontology annotation, biological process: lipid homeostasis. The transcript has 8 exons. The record is from RefSeq and is a predicted model, not a curated record.